This is a messenger RNA of Morchella importuna, 2430 nucleotides long. RefSeq lists its product as uncharacterized. NCBI's taxonomy places the organism in Eukaryota, Fungi, Ascomycota, Pezizomycetes, Pezizales, Morchellaceae. The record is from RefSeq and is a predicted model, not a curated record. Gene Ontology annotation, biological process: RNA 3'-end processing. The coding region runs from base 1 to 2430 and encodes 809 amino acids. Gene Ontology annotation, cellular component: nucleolus; TRAMP complex. The transcript has 4 exons. Gene Ontology annotation, molecular function: mRNA binding; poly(A) RNA polymerase activity.
AUGAUCGCGACUAUGACCAUGACCGCCGUGACCGUGGCGGUGACAGAUAUCCCCAUGACGACAGAAGACCUCCCAGCGAAAUGCCCCGUUUCACUGGACGUGAAGACUCUCGUGCUAAUAGUCACGAAUUCUCAUUCGAGCACUCUCGUCAACUGCCUACCGACUCAUAUCGCCCUGAUAGCAACGACCAGCGAUCUCGAGCCCCACCGUCAGGACCUCGUCGUGGGGCUGGGCGAAGCGGAUCUUCGAGAGGAAGAGGAGGGGGAAUUUCGCCAGAGGCGUGGGGAUCGUUUCAAAGAGGAUGUUGAGGAUGGGGUCAACGAGGGUCAGGUCGAGGGUGAAUAUGAAGGUAAAGAGAAGAAAGAUGACGCCAUGGACACUCCAAUGGAAAUGUCGGAAAACGAAGGUGAAGCUGGAAGCGGGAGCGCUACUAAGGACAAAGGUGGGGAAGAAAAUGCGGGAAAGUCGGAAAAGAAACCGGACGUUAUAUCAAUGAUCCGGGCAUUCAAAAAACAAACCGCUACCACUCGCAACGAGGUCGCUGAAAACGACGACUUUAUCCCGUUCUCGUUCAUCGAUGAACCGGCGGCGCAGCAGCAGCAGCAGUCAGAAUCUGAAUCAGAAUAUGAAGCUGAACGGGAGCGCGAGGAGGGUCGUAAGAUGCGCCGCGCUAACGAUGGUCACAGAAUUGUCGAACAUCAUGGCCGUAGCAGGGACUUGAGUAGUGGCGAUCUAAAAAGCUCUUCUAUUGGCGACUUCUCACAUAGAGACGCACUUUACGGCCGUGUCGAUGAAAAAAAGCCUGUUCAGGAUCUUGGCCCGCCUGGGGCAUCAACUUUCAUGGCUGCGCCUGCAGCACUUUCAGCGCCUCCGGGUCUAGGAGGGCCUAUCAAACUUAAUCUAGAAGAGGGCUCGAAAAAAGUUUCUACUGUUGAACAUCUACCGAAGCCUGCCAAAUCUUUCAAUAACAAAGACGGAGAUAUACCUUGGCCCCCCCGCCUCCGAGCCCUCUUACCUCCGAAGUUUGGUGAAUUCAACCGGAAACGGAAUGUCAAUCCCGCAACCGCUGAUGGAAACGUUAAACCCGAGUGGGCAAUUAAACCUAGCAGUGGGGUCGAUCCUAUACCAUGGGUUAGGGGAGGAGCUGAUCACUCGAGGUCUUUGGAAACCACAGAUUGGCUGCACAAGGAAAUUACGGAUUUUAUGGCCUACAUUCAACCGCGGGCCUAUGAACACGCUAUUCGCCGAGAUCUCGUUCACCGCGUUCGUCAAGUGAUCACUAACCUGUGGCCUGACGUUGAUGUUCGCGUUUUUGGUUCCUUUGCAGCAGAACUUUACCUCCCGACAUCCGAUGUCGAUUUGGUAGUUGUUUCGAAAUCUUUCGUUGAAUUCGACCUACCCAAGUAUAAUACAAGACCGUCCCUAAACAAGUUAGCAGGUGCACUUAAAAAGUCUGGCAUUACAACCUGGCAAGACGUUCAGGUCAUUGCAUCUGCAAAAGUGCCAAUCAUCAAAUUUACAGACAACAUAACAAAAAUUCACGUGGAUAUUUCAUUUGAAAACUCUUCUGGGCUCGUUGCAAAUGAAACUUUCCAACGUUGGAAAAUUGAAUACCCAGCAAUGCCAGUCCUUGUUGUCUUGAUAAAACACUUCCUUUCGAUCCGCGGCCUUAACGAGCCGUAUCAAGGCGGCCUUGGAUCCUUCUCUGUCACAUGUAUGGUAAUUUCCAUGCUUCAACUCCUUCCAUCGGUCCGCAGCGGAGCAGUCGACCCGCGCCUCCAUCUGGGUGUAAUGCUUCUUGAAUUUCUCGAACUCUACGGGGAGAACAUAAAUACUAGUGUUGUUGGGAUCCGCGUCGACGAUAACGCCCCGGGCUAUUUCAGGAAGACCGGUGUAUUUAAUGUUAACCCCAACCAUAAGACCUGGCAAUUAUGCAUACAGGAUCCCCACGAUCCUGAGAAUGAUGUCGCAAAGAGUUCAUAUCAAAUAUCUCUCAUCUUGCAAUGUUUUGCCGACGCCUACCAUGCGCUAGUGAAACAAAUGGCUUUGCUUGACAGUUUACCAUUCGAAACGCGAGCCGGAAGGUCAAUUCUCGGUGUCAUAAUAGGUGCCAACUACAGGAAUAUCAGUUCAAUGCGGGAAACCCUGAAGCACGUAUAUCGACAGAAAUAUGGUUCGCUUGAUGUAGAAGAUAUUAUGGGAACAAGGGAAGCCAAGGGCCCUGCAAUUACUGCAAAAGAGAAAAGGGAGAAAAAUGUGGGCGGAAAUUCUGCUACAAAGCCUAAGAGAUUGAGAGGUCUUGAGCAGCCUCAUGAGAAACGGGAUAGUAGAAAAGCGAAAAAAGAGGCGAGAGUAAAAGAGAGGGCGAUGGAGAAGGAAAAAGCAGCUGGUGGUGGACCGAAAGCCAAGGAAGUGAUCAUCAUCGAUUGA